Trichosporon asahii var. asahii CBS 2479 is the source of this 2553-nucleotide messenger RNA. RefSeq lists its product as uncharacterized. NCBI's taxonomy places the organism in Eukaryota, Fungi, Basidiomycota, Tremellomycetes, Trichosporonales, Trichosporonaceae. Gene Ontology annotation, molecular function: protein binding. The coding region runs from base 1 to 2553 and encodes 850 amino acids. The record is from RefSeq and is a predicted model, not a curated record. The transcript has a single exon.
AUGCGACCGCUCAACGGACUGGCUCGCGCUGUCUUCGUUUCGGAGAGGCGAAUAGCUUCAGCGCGGCCUCCCCCAGGGCCAAGCUGCUCAAGAUGGUUCUCCUGCACUUGCUGUGCUAAUGACUCCCGACUCCGACGGAAGAGUGUUGUGCACCCUCGAGCACCGGUGCCUCCGAUCGCGAUCUUGCAGCAAAUGCAAAUGCCCAACCUUCCUCUUCCACCGCCACUACCAUGGUCUCCCGACUCUCAACCAUUUCUGCGACACAUGCACAAGCUCUCUAUCGCGAUUCUUUCCGAGUCCCCCGACCAGUCCUGGGAGAUUUACACAGCUCUUCAUCCUGACAUGUUGAAAGACGUACCAGACGAUGUCUUUUCGGCUCUACUCAAUCAUCAGCUGCAAGCCGAUGAUAGUGUAAAGGGGGGAAGGCUAGGGGAUCUGUUAUCACUAGCGGCUCAGUGCGACAUGGACGCCGGUGCCCUCGGACUCUCACUCGUCGAAGAAGCUCUUGAAUCCGCUCUCACCUCUGCGGCCCGCCAGAUUCGCGGUCCGGGCGGUGUAAAGCGAGCGAUCGACUACAAGACGAUGGACUGGCUUUGGGGCUCUUUGAAGAACCUGGUCGGGGACGAUCUCUCUCACGUCUCGCUUGUCAUCCGACGUGAAUGGCUCGUCGUAUCGGCCUUCCGCCAUCGCAACAACAUUCCGCUCGUCCACCAGAAACUGGAAGAGCUCAUCGAGCUGGGCGGCGGGGAAGGUCUCGACGAGCAGGCUGGUCGCAUCGUGUCUAUGGCGAAGCACAAGUCUAUCGAUCUCCUCGAGUCUUCCCUUCGUCUCGCAGCCUGGUGUCUCGCCCGCAACAUCAACAUUCGUCCGCUCCUGAUCUCGCGCACGAUUGGUCAUCUUCGUCAAGCCUGGAAAGCGCAAGGAGAGGACGGCGCCGAGCGCUCACAAUCGACAGCAAUGGCCCUCGCGGCUGAGCUCCGGGAAGGUGGCGCGGACGCCGCUGCUGCCGUGUUUGAGGGUGUUGUCCAAGGCAUCGUUCGUAAAAUGCUGCCCGUGGAGGGUCGUGUGCGGAUGCUCGCGGACACAGCGUCGACGACCGACGACGUCUAUAAAGUGGCUUCGGGCAUUUUGAGCAAGGACAACACGAGUGCUGCUGACCUCGAGGCACUCGUGAAGCUCUGCCAUCUUGCCAUGGCCAAAGAGGGCAAUGCUGAGCCCCUCAUCCGGCGAACGGUGAAGCAGCUCGCGUCCCGCCCGGCCGAACUCGACCACCUUGUCUUCAAGCUCGCUGACGACGUUUGGUCGUUUAGCAGGAACGGCGGGCGCCUUUCGCCUCCACUGCUCACUCGCAUAUUCGACCUCGUUCUUGCCUGCCCUAUCUCCGACAACUCGUACCGAGCUGCUUAUCGACUGUACCCUCUCGUGCGUGCUGCUGAUCCGCCCGAGCAGCAUCGCUGGUUGCACUCGACCGCCCCCACGUGGAACCGCCUGUUCGCCGCGGCCGUUUCGCGUGGCCAGAUCUUCUUUGCCUCCCGACUUUACGCCGACUUUCAGUCUGAUGGCUUGACUGUCCCGAAGCAGCAGCUCCUGCGGCUGAUCGAGCGCAUCGCUGCCACCGAGACGGUCUCUCGCGCGAUUCUGCUCGACAGGCAUGUGAAGGAUUACCUCUGGGACGAGGCGCCUCCCAGCGACCUCAUCACGGCUCUGGUGCGGGGAAUGUCUUCGACGGGAUCGCGAUCCGCUGUAGAGGGACUUCGACUCGCGAAGCGCAUCUCUCCCGACCAGCUGCCCGUUGCUGCCAUCGAAGCUGCACUUCCGGUUCUCGCGGCGUCCAGUCAUCGCGGUCGACGUGCGCUGGCUUUCGCGCUGCUGAAGGAACUACCAACAGACCAAGCGCGAACAGGUUACGAGCGCGUCCUGUCUGCCCUCGUGAAGAAUUCACGAGCUGCGGGGCUCGAGCCAGUGCUCGCGGUCGUGCACGACAUGUUCGAGCGCGGCAUUCCUGCGGCUGAGAAGACCAGCUCGCUGAUCAUCUCUGCGCUGCUGAAGAACGGGCAAGUGGAUGCUGGCAUGGCUACGUUCAGGGCGGCUGUUUCGAAGAACAUCGCCCUAAGCUCUCGCGCAGUGGGUCAGUUAAUGGUCAACCUCGCGCAGGCCGGGCGGUGCGACGACGCGUACGAAGUUGAGCGUACGUGGCGCGCGCUUACAGACGAAAAAGCGAACGACAAGGCCGUGCGCGGUGCACGCCUGCUCGUCGACAUCAAGGCUGGCCGCGACGUUGAUCUUGACGUGUACACCUGUGACGACGGGGGCACGAAGGAGCACGCCGGAUACAGGCCGAACAGACACUACCUCAAUUUCCUGAGGAAGCUGCGGGCGCCGGAACCGCCGGUCGAAGCACACGCCAUCAGGAGCGCCGGCAUACAGCCCUGUCGAGACCCAAAGGCAGGCGAGCCAAGACUCGCGACACGAAGACCAUUUAGACAAGAUGGAGAGGACAGUGCAGCCAGUCACCACGGGACAGGUGGUGACGUGAGGUUCAUGUGCUGGUGA